Molecule: messenger RNA, 2136 nt
Organism: Aspergillus caelatus
Lineage: Eukaryota; Fungi; Ascomycota; Eurotiomycetes; Eurotiales; Aspergillaceae
Product: Zn(II)2Cys6 transcription factor
Exons: 8
Coding region: 72-2126 (684 amino acids)
Biological process (GO): DNA-templated transcription; regulation of DNA-templated transcription
Molecular function (GO): zinc ion binding; DNA-binding transcription factor activity, RNA polymerase II-specific; DNA binding
Source: RefSeq, a predicted model, not a curated record
GUCCGACCAGCGUUCCGACUCGGAAGACGAACAGCAGUCCCUUUAGAUCCAGAUUCACAGUGCCUAAUACUAUGGCGCUUAAUGCUGUGGUGACUGAACGCCCAGCGUGCGACUUUUGUCAUUCGAGGAAGAUCAAAUGCGAUCGGCAGUUCCCAUGUGCCAAUUGCAUCGAGGCCCUAGUAGAUUGCCGCAGGGAUCGACCCAAGAAACGUAGGCGCACGAAAGGAGCUCGGGUGACCACCUUAUCUGAAAGGCUUGCGGCGCUUGAGUCAUCAGUUGCCGGUUUUUCGUCUCACGAUGGCCUGACUCGUCAUGCAGUAACAAUUGAGUUACCAGAGCAGAGGACUAUUACGAACGACACCAGCGGCGUUUCUCCUACCAGGCAACAAAAUAAUGAAAGGAUUGAGAGGCGAUCGUCGAAUCCAUUGGAUACUAACGUCAGAGACGGCUUGACUCAGCAAACCUCAGAGGGUACUCGAUUUCUGCAAUGCGAGCUUGAGUCAAACCCAUUGCUCGGAACAAACAAAUCCAGACUGAUGAGGGAGGCAAUUAGCUUUGUCAGUCGGAUCUCCAAUACAUCGAACCCAUACUUUGCGACCGAUGCUUUUGACCCGUCUGAAAAAAGUGGCGAUCUUGAGUCAAAGGCGUUUCCACCAGAGCUGUUAUAUAUGAUGACUAUGGAUACUGAGCCAAAUACCAUGAAACAGUCAUUUUGGCCGGACCACGUCUCGUUUGAGACGUUGGAAAGAAUGUGCUUGUCGCUGAUGGAAGGGAAAGAGGACGAACGUACACUUACUUGUUACCGUGUCUGCGUGUAUAUGAAAGCUGCCGCGUUGUUCUGCCGACUACCAAAGAAAGAUCGGAGUGUGCCACUUCGAGAGCACCUGGAAAGAAGUAAAAAGCAAUAUGAACACGAGGUAUACAAAGCGCUUUCUGAGAUUGACUACCUGGCACCGCCAAGUUUGGUUCUCUUGCAAGCAUUGCUAUCUGGUGCACUCUUUAUGCAGAAUCAAGGUGACAUGUCCCGAAGCUGGACAUUGGCAGCUUUCGCAUCUAGAACCUUGGUGUCUCUUAAUUAUCACUCUAUUGACUCAAUUACGCUCUUUGACGAAACGAAGAAUGACAUAUAUGGAUCGUUGUAUACGUGCUACUAUCUCGACAAAAUGCUCAGCGUGCUCCUUCUCAGACCACCCUCACUUCCAAAGCUGAAGGUCAAGCCGGCAAACUUGGUUCGUUUGGACCCUCGGCUUCCUCUCAGCGCCAGUGUCAAAAUCAUGGUUGAGUUUGCACAAAUCCAAGAAGGUGUGCUCGAUAUACUCAACCAAACCAAUAAGAUUGAUCAAGUCACUGUUAUUACGAGGCUUAUACGGGACAUGCAUGAAAUAUAUGCAUUGAUGAAGAAGCACCAAAAUCAAUUACCUUUCCGAGGAACAACUUAUGAAUGGAUUGCCAUCGAGUUUGGCUAUUACGCACUGCUCGCUAGUGUGUUGCACUUGAACCAACGUAUUGUCCAAGAUCGAUCAACACGGGAAGAUUGCCUGCGGGCUUCUCGACAAGCGCUCAUACGGCUGAGAAAAAUUCAGGACGAGAUUUACAUGGAUGCGAACUUCCUUGAUCAGUAUCCAUACUGCCUCACUUGGACACUAUUGUUCUACCCACUGAGUCCAUUUUUUGUCCUCUUCUGCAACGUUGUAUAUUCGGCGAACCUGGAUGAUUAUGCAUUUAUGGCGGAAGUCACCAAAGGGGUUUCACGCUUUGUGGAAACACAUCCCGCCAUUGCUGAGAUCCACAAGCUUUUCUCGGCUUUCCUAGGAAUUGUCAAGCCUCUGAUCCAUAAUCGCCCUAACCCUCCGCUCUCUCAAGCCAUUCCAGAUGCUGCAACGCAAGGCGAUGAACACACAAUUAUAACCAGCAUGGUGACUCAGUAUCCUCCAGGAACCAUCGACAAUUCCCUUAGCUCAAACCUUACCCAAGAAGGUAGAAGUGAUUUACCAGAUCAAGGUAUUGUCAGUCAGGACGGACAGAUUUCUCCAGAUGAUGAAGUCUUGUGGGACCUGAUUGAUUAUCAACCAUGGCUAGGUUGGAUGAGAUCGGAUGCCUUGGCGGAAAACCCCACUUCCAAUUAGCUGUUAUAGC